Indicator indicator is the source of this 1383-nucleotide messenger RNA. RefSeq names its product interferon regulatory factor 6 (gene IRF6). The record is from RefSeq and is a predicted model, not a curated record. Gene Ontology annotation, molecular function: DNA-binding transcription factor activity, RNA polymerase II-specific; RNA polymerase II cis-regulatory region sequence-specific DNA binding; protein binding. The transcript has 7 exons. NCBI's taxonomy places the organism in Eukaryota, Metazoa, Chordata, Aves, Piciformes, Indicatoridae. Bases 1 to 1383 code for a protein of 460 amino acids. Gene Ontology annotation, biological process: regulation of transcription by RNA polymerase II; immune system process. Gene Ontology annotation, cellular component: nucleus.
AUGGCGCUGCACCCACGCAGGGUGCGCCUGAAGCCAUGGCUGGUGGCCCAGGUGGACAGUGGGAUGUACCCUGGCCUCAUCUGGCUGAACCGAGAGGCCAAGCGGUUCCAGAUCCCCUGGAAGCACGCAACACGGCACAGCCCCCAGCACGAGGAGGAGAACACCAUCUUCAAGGCAUGGGCUGUGGAAACAGGAAAAUACCAGGAAGGAGUGGAUGAGCCAGACCCUGCAAAGUGGAAAGCGCAGCUACGGUGUGCUCUGAACAAAAGCCGAGAAUUUAACCUGAUGUAUGAUGGCACCAAGGAGGUGCCCAUGAAUCCUAUCAAAAUUUAUGAAGUGUGUGAUAUCCCCCAGUCCCAGGGAUCAAUCAUUAAUCCAGGUUCCACUGGCUCAGCUCCAUGGGAUGAAAAGGAUAAUGAUCUUGAUGAUGAAGAGGAGGAAGAACUGAAUCAAUCCCAGCAUGUCCCCAUUCAAGAGACAUUUCCAUUUCUUAAUAUCAAUGAUUCUUCGAUGGCUCCUGCCAGCGCAGAAAACUGCAGCCCUGAAACUGUUUGGCCAAAGAAUGAACCUCUAGAUAUGGAAAUGCCCCCAACUGCACUGCAACACGACUUCUUCAGCAGCCCUGAGCUCUGGAUCAGCUCUCUGCCAAUGACAGACCUAGAAAUCAAGUUUGAGUAUCGAGGGAAGGAGACUGGACCAACGACCACCGUAAGCAACCCACAGGGAUGCAGACUUUUCUACGGAGAGCUGGGUCCCAUGCCAGACCAGGAGGAGCUCUUUGGGCCUAUUAGUUUGGAGCAAGUAAAAUUUCCAGGCACAGAGCAAAUCACCAAUGAAAGGCAGAAGAUCUUCACAAGUCGGCUGCUGGAUGUUAUGGACAGGGGACUGAUCCUGGAGGUCAGUGGCCAUGCCAUCUACGCUGUCCGCCUCUGCCAGUGCAAGGUGUACUGGUCUGGUCCCUGUGCACCUUCCUCCACUACACCAAAUUUGAUUGAGAGGCAAAAGAAAGUCAAACUCUUCUGCCUGGAAACAUUCUUAAGCGAGCUGAUUGCCCAUCAGAAAGGACAAAUUGAGAAACAGCCACCAUAUGAGAUCUACUUCUGUUUUGGAGAAGAGUGGCCUGAUGGAAAACCCAGGGAGAGGAAGCUGAUUGUGGUUCAGGUCAUUCCAGUGGUGGCUCGGAUGAUCUAUGAAAUGUUCUCUGGUGACUUCACACGCUCCUUUGACAGCGGCAGCGUGCGCCUCCAGAUCUCUACACCUGACAUCAAGGACAACAUCGUGGCUCACCUGAAGCAGCUGUACCGCCUGCUGCAGAACCACCAGGAGGGGUGGCCGAUGCCAGCCCCCCCCAUGCACAUGGCACAACCCCUGCCAGCACAGUGA